GCCACGUGUAGACCAGCUCAUUGGAAUCACCGAACACCCAACUCUCCUCUACGAUAAAAAGCCUCUUCAUUUCGAUCUCAUCUUCAUCGACAUUCGAUUAUCCCAAUCCAAACUUCAUCAUUCUCUGAUCAGCCAGCGAAUCCGAUCCCUCUCCGAGAAACUAGAAAUGGGUUUGAAGGAGGAGUUUGAGGAGUACGCCGAGAAAGCCAAGACCUUGCCUGAGAACACCACGAACGAGAACAAGCUUAUCCUCUAUGGACUAUACAAGCAGGCCACAGUGGGACCAGUGAACACCAGUCGUCCCGGUAUCUUCAACAUGAAGGACAGAGCAAAGUGGGAUGCAUGGAAGGCUGUUGAAGGGAAAUCGAAGGAGGAAGCCAUGAGUGAUUACAUCACCAAGGUGAAACAGCUGGUGGAAGAAGCUGGUGCCUCUGCUUGAUGGGCUUCAUUGCUUCGGCACAGCCUUUAGUUUCUUACUUGAACACUUACAAUCAUGUCUUUGAUCUUCUGUUCAUGUGCAGUGUUCCACAGAGUGCGGAUCGAUGAUCACUUUGCUUUUGGUUUCCACUUUAAUCUAUUUCCUUUUUGUUAUGAAGCGCAUUUUGGUAUGCAAUGAUAGGCGGAGCACAUUUUCCGUUAUGUUAUGAAUUCUCUUACAUUCUGGCAAGUUGCUUUUCUUAACUUUGCAAGGAGAAAAGUGGGCAAUGGCAUCUGAGUUUGUUCUUCUGA
Messenger RNA from Punica granatum (pomegranate), 729 nucleotides. The record is from RefSeq and is a predicted model, not a curated record. NCBI's taxonomy places the organism in Eukaryota, Viridiplantae, Streptophyta, Magnoliopsida, Myrtales, Lythraceae.